This is a messenger RNA of Phytomonas sp. EM1, 2070 nucleotides long. The record is from the annotation of a GenBank genome assembly. Lineage: Eukaryota; Euglenozoa; Kinetoplastea; Trypanosomatida; Trypanosomatidae.
CAAUCGAAAUUCGAUUGAUACACAUCCAUCUAUCCAAACAAAUAGGUGAAGGAAAAGAUCAAGUUAAAGGUUGCUUAGGGUUAGUAAAGGACGAGAGCAACAACACUACCACAAUUUUAUGACUUAAAUAUCUGUGGUUUUCUUGAAUGAUAAUGAGUUUUCUUUUUUUUUCGUUGUUUUUCCACUUUUGAGCUAUCAUACUACAAUGGAAUAAAUAUUUUGAUGGAUAUCUUUGCUAUAUUAUAGUUUCAAUCAUCUUUAAACUCCUCAAGUGCAUACAUACGAAUAGCCUAUAUCUGCAAUUUUACCAAUUAUAUAUCUAUUCCAUUGACUCUUUGAGUAAUAAAUUAUAUUCAACAAUGUUUCUCUUAUUAAAUUUUGAAAAGGGGUGGUAAUGAGUAUAUAAUUGAUCGAGUACUUCUGUUUCAAUGUGCAGAAUUUUUUAUCAUGUGAUUUUGGUUUUCUGUAUCAUAUAAUUAUUGCUGGGGUAACUGUUGGGUUGUAUUCUGCGAAGCAAAAAAUAUUUCAUAUAUGCAAUGAAUACGUACUGUUGUAAUCAGUGGAUUUCAUAAAAUGUCUUUCUGCGCUUCCAUUUUUUCCCCGAUUCCAUGAGAUGUAUCUCUUUCUGUCACUUAAUGCUGUGCAAAUUUUCCUUAGCACAUUUCAAAAAUAAUAUAGGAAAUAAUCUUUGGUGAACGUCUGUUGCUCAUCAUGUCAGAAUGCUGGUAUAUUCCUGACGAUAUCGAGUGUCGCUGUGCUGAGAACCGCUUCAGUCCAAAUCAGCCGUGUUCCUACGAAACACUCUCCAAUCUCCUAGUUUUCUACGAGUCGCAUGAGGUUGUUGACGUCGUCGACAACGUAGAAUUCUUUGCCGAAGCGCUUGUAAAGGAAAUGGGUUACUAUGCGUAUGAUGUUAUCACCAUCUCAGAAGAAGUCAUGGGUGAUGAAUUUGAAGAGAUGGCUGAAAGGCACUUCUCUGAGCAUACGCACGAUGAUGAUGAAGUACGUUUUAUUAUUGAUGGUGAGGGCUACUUUGACAUCCGCGAUGUUGAUGACCGCUGGAUUCGUAUGCUGUGUAGGACAGGUGAUUGCAUCGUUUUGCCUGCGGGCUGUUACCACCGCUUCACCACUACAUUUAGUAAGUACACGAUGGCGAUCCGUCUCUUUAAGAAAAACCCAAAGUGGAUCUCGCUGAGUCGCAAGGAUGGGAGUGCAACGGAGUCCCACAUGCGGUAUGUAGCCCGACUGCAAGAGCCUCUCAACACCGUGGUGGGCCCCUCGCUUGGAGACGAAAAGAACCCUGAUUGCGCGAAAAUCUACUCCAUUUCAUUUCCCUUGGAGUUGGAUCGAGAUAUGGAACGCAUUGCGUCGGAUUUCGUGGCUUCAAAUGGGGAGGCGCUCAUUAUGUACUUCACAGGGGCGGCUAGCGACUAUAUGGGCGGCGAUAGCUGGUGCCCGGACUGCAUUGCUUGCACGCCAUAUGUUAUCGGAGGGUUCAACAAACUAUGUGAUAAGUUUGGCAGGGAUAAAAUUGUCUUUGUGGAAGUACGUGUUGAACGAGCCAGUUAUGCGAAGAACCCCAACUACCCACUACGCCUCCACGAAAUGAUCAAGUUACAAUCUAUUCCAACGGUUUUUGUGUUUGCCCCAAGCCCCACAAAGACUUCAAAGGCGGCUCCCUGGUGGGAGAUUCUGGAACUUAAGGUACGUACUGAAUCCCCAACCCCUGAUGAGAUGAUAAAAUGGUGAUAUGAGACCAUUGAAAUUUUAAAACGGCAGGUAUAUUUUCAAGAGAAAAACGGAAUAUAUCUUUAUAAGCAUUUAUAUUUUAAUUACCAUGUGUGCUUGUCUCAAUACUUAUGAUGAAAGUUUAGUGUAUUUCCAUGUGUUUCAUAUAUUUUCAUUAGUACAACAUACGCAGUCCAGAUAUAACCUUAAAUCGCAUUUACCUUAAUGCGUCUUUCUAAUGCCUCUAUUUUUGACCUAAUAAAAAAGGGAUAUGGCGAGGGGACAAACAAACAAAAAUAAAGUAUCGAAAUAUAUUACCCCAAUUUUGAAGCUUAGAUGAUA